CGUCCGGGUGCGGCCGGAAGCGGAGGGGAGACCGGACAGUCCAUGGCGAAGGCUGGGCCACGGGGGGCCCGGGGCUCCUAUCGGUGCCGGGGACAGCGGCGGCCCCCGACCUGGGAGAUCUCGGACUCGGACACCGAGGGCGCCGCCAGCGCGGAAGCGGACUCGGAGACCGCCACGAGGACCCGGGACCCGGCGGAGGAGCACAGAGCGACGGCCGAGGCUCUGCGGCUGCUGCGGCCCGAGCAGGCUCUGCGGCGACUUACGGUGCGCGUGGACCCAGCCAUUCUGGAAGAUGCAGGUGCUGAUAUCCUGAUGGAGGCCUUGGGCUCUCUGGGCUGUGAGUACCACAUCGAGCCCCAGCGCCCUUCCCGGAGCCUCAGGUGGAGCAGAGUGAAGCCAGAGCCUUGCCUCAAUAGUGUGCCUGCUGAGCUGUUGGCUGCAGAUGAGCAGGAACUUCUGCUGCUGCUGCUGGAGCCUGAGGAGUUUCUGCAGGGUGUCUUCCAGCUGACCCAGAUCUGUGGCCCAACCUGCUCAGUGCCCUGGAUCUCUCCUGAGAGCUGCACCUGCCCCCACCUGGCUGUCAUUGGACUGGAUGCCUACCUGUGGUCUCGCCAGCCCAAUGCCCAGGAGAUGCAGCAGCCAGAGAGUCCAGGCGUGGCUCGUGCCAAGGUGGUGGUUGGCUGGCCUGAGGUGGAGGAGGCCCUGGUGCUGCUGCAGCUCUGGGCGAACCUGGACGUGCUGCUGGUGGCCUCCUGGCAGGAGCUGAGCCAGCGUGUGUGCGCCUUCACCAAGGCCCUAGCCCAGCGCCCCUUCAAGCGGUUCCAGGAGUCCAAGGCCUUUUCCUUCUGCACAGCCAGGCGCUGGGUGGCAGGUGAGCGAGUGACAAGAGAUGGCACAGGGCUUCGGGGGGCCUGGUGGCGGCAGAUCAGGCAAUUCAACCGGGUCAGCCCGGCAGUGGCUGAUGCUGUUGUCACUGCCUUCCCAUCACCCCGCCUUCUGCAGCAGGCUUACCUGGGCUGCAGCACCGAGCAAGAGCGCAUGGCCCUCCUAGCUGACCUUCCCGUGAAGGUGGAUGGAAGUGGUCGGCUUCGAAGGGUGGGGCCCGACCUUUCUCGCCGAAUCUGCCUCUUCCUGACCUCCACCAACCCUGACCUCCUGCUGGAUCUGAGCUCUUGACCAUGCCAGCACGACCUACAGGGCCUUCUCUGCCACCAGCAGGACAGCAGGCAGCCCAGCCAGGGAGUGACCAGACACCAGAAAGGGUGAGGGGGAGAGCCGUCACCUAGCACAACCUGUCCCUCAGCCUGGGGAGGGGCUCUCCAUCAGGUCUGAACCCGAGGGGGGCACAGGUAGCAGGAAAGGUUCUGGAAUUAACAGUGUCUCUCCAGAUGGCGUGCUGGUGAGGCUGGGGGCAGGGCUGGGGAGCACCCAUGUUUCUGCUGGGGGACAAGUACCAGUCACCUGGAGGCUUGGGGGCGGCGCCUUCAGAGAGGAAAGGUGUGAAAAAGUUCUGGAGGAAGGGAACCAGGC
This is a messenger RNA of Artibeus jamaicensis (Jamaican fruit-eating bat), 1530 nucleotides long. It is a transcript of the gene EME2, whose product is annotated as essential meiotic structure-specific endonuclease subunit 2. Gene Ontology annotation, cellular component: Holliday junction resolvase complex; nucleus. Gene Ontology annotation, biological process: replication fork processing; resolution of meiotic recombination intermediates; mitotic intra-S DNA damage checkpoint signaling. Lineage: Eukaryota; Metazoa; Chordata; Mammalia; Chiroptera; Phyllostomidae. The coding region runs from base 43 to 1176 and encodes 377 amino acids. The transcript is spliced from 8 exons. Gene Ontology annotation, molecular function: nuclease activity; DNA binding. The record is from RefSeq and is a predicted model, not a curated record.